UAUUGUUAAAAAUCAAUUUACCUAUGGAGAAAAUGAAUGGAGCUUUUACUUCCAGGACCCGACUGUUGCACUAAUAUCAUAAUCUCCUCUUCUGUACAGAUUCUUUGUCUUCAAGAAGUUCAAGAAGAUCACUUUCUUGAGCAGAUGUUUCCUGUCCUGACUGACAUGGGUUACACCUGCAUCUACAAACGACGCACAGGAACCAAAACAGACGGCUGUGCGGUGUGUUAUCACAGCGAGCGCUUUAUCCAGCUUUCCGUCAGCUUGCUGGAGUUUCGCCGACCGGACUGCGAGCUGCUGGAUCGUGACAAUGUGGGCAUCGUGCUGCUCCUCCAGCCAAAGGCAGGGCAGAAUGAAACGUUCAGCCCCAUAUGUGUGGCCAACACACACCUGCUGUUCAACCCCAGAAGAGGCGACAUAAAGCUCGCCCAGCUGGCCAUCAUGUUCGCUGAGAUUGACCUCAUGAUCAAGAAAUGCAGCAGUGAAGGAAGACGCUGUGAGGUUAUUUUAUGUGGGGACUUCAACUCUUUACCCAACAGCCCUUUGUGGAACUUCAUCACCACCGGACAGCUCUACUACCACGGGUUACCAACCUGGAUGGUUUCAGGACAGAUGGAUUUGUCAUAUAAAGUCCAUCACCCGAGGCUUUUCGCCCCCUUGUGGCCCAGCAGCCUCGACAUCACUGACAGCUGUCAGUACAAGUCUGAAUCGCAGACCACAGCUUCAGGUAUUUUUCCAGUGGAUAACCGGCAGUACAGCCACGACUUUAUGCUUCGGCUGCGUUACUGUGAGGCGGCGUGUGUGCGUCCUGCAGAUCUGGAGCUCAUACCAGGAGUCACAGACAAAACACCAGACCCAGAAGACGUGGAAAUGUUCAGUUCAAGGUUCGGUCACACCUUACGCCACACACUGAGCCUGACGUCCGCUUACAGUCAGGUGUGUCCCGACACUCAGACCGCUGCGGUCACCACACUGAACUCAGACGGAGCAGCGAUGGUCGACUACAUCUUCUACUCCACCCGGAGGAGCGGCUCUGCUGGAGAGAGCGCUGGCGGUUUGCAGCUGCUGGGCCGUUUGUCUCUGCUGUCAGAGGCUGAUCUCUGGUGUCUGAAGGGUCUUCCCAACGAAACCUUUCCCUCCGAUCACCUCAGUCUGCUGGUCAAGCUCCAGCUCAGAUGAGUGUCUGACUGUAAUAUUUCUCUAAUUAACAGAACGUGUGAAAUUCUCCAGCAUGACAUUUGAUGCAAGGACUACGGUUGACAUGUUCCCAAUAAUUUAAUCAAAAUGCACUUGCUUUUUGUAUUUCUUUUGUUUUGGUUUUGAAUUUAUAUUUUGAAUAGACCUAAAUAAAUAACUGCAUGUGC
Molecule: messenger RNA, 1364 nt
Organism: Megalobrama amblycephala (Wuchang bream)
Lineage: Eukaryota; Metazoa; Chordata; Actinopteri; Cypriniformes; Xenocyprididae
Gene: angel1
Product: angel homolog 1 (Drosophila)
Exons: 8
Coding region: 37-1179 (380 amino acids)
Molecular function (GO): 3'-5'-RNA exonuclease activity
Source: RefSeq, a predicted model, not a curated record